AUGGUGGCUGAUAAGUUAAUGGCGACCCAGGCAGUGGCCUUGUUGCCUGCCACCACUCAAGGUCGUAAUGGACAAAUCAAUAAACGCUCCAGAGCCCCUUGGCGAGCGAACUUCCUGCGUCGCCUGCCUUGGGAUGGGUUCCUUGCCUUGCUCGUUGGCGUCGCCUGCGCUCUCGCCAUGAUCCUUAUUAUCAUCAAGUCGGACGGCGACCCGGUCGAGAAUUGGAGAUUAGCACCAGGCGUAUACCUCGCAAUCGCCUCGGUCGUUGCCAAUAUUGUCCUGCGCUACACUUUCAACAAGGGCGUCGAGAUUUCGUGGUGGGUCGCGGCUCUUGGGGAGGAUAGGACAACCACCGUAGCAGACCUCCACCACAUCUGGUCUUUCGGCAGCAGCUUACGAUCAGCACUCCUGGCAGGACGUGGCUUUAACCUUGUCGCUCUCGCCUCUAUUCUGCUCGCUUUGGUACCCGCCAAUGCGCCUCUUGUGCAGCGAGCAUCGCGCACGGUUAGCCGCCCGACAGCAUACAAUGUAAACGUCCCCAUCGUGGCAGCUCCAUUUCUCAACGCCACAACAUAUACGACGGGUAUGAUCACAGGACGCAGCCACCAAAUCACCUUUAUCACGCCCUCCUUCGCGCCUGUGCUACAGGAUCACCUCCUAUCGACCCCCAUCCGAUUACAGAGCUCUCCUUGCCAAGGAGCGACAACGUGCCGUGGUAUCCUGCAGGCGGCCGGGUACAAGAUGGCGUGUGUCGACGGAACUGAGUUCUUCGACAAGACCCCACGGAUGCCGGACGAGAUCGCUGAGGAUGGUAACUCGGCCUUCAACCAAAGUGUCAUCUUCAGCACAGACUUUGCCUACAUGGUCUACGACAGUCAGCAAUACGCUGGAGAACCCAUUCUGAAUCUGACUGCCAAGUUUAAAAAACACGGCGAAUGCAAGGGCGACGUGGCAGUUCGUAAUUGCACCAUGGCGCCCGCGACGCUGGCAUACCAUGUCAUCAUUGCUAACAACACCAUUGCGCUAGAUCGCGGCUACACAUAUGAGGAUGACCGCCUGAUUAACUACACCGAGACGAAUUGGAGACAGUUACACGGCGGCAUCUAUAUCGCUCUCCAGAGCAUGUUCUCAGCCAAGGUAACGCUGCGCUUCGCGGGCGCCGUGGGCUACGAUAUGACGACGAUGGGCAUCACAGCCCUACGGUACAGCCGCCAGGCCGUGGGGGAUACAGAUUCCAUGUGCCAGAACCAGUGGCUUGAUCCGACCCACGACAUUCUUAUGACGGCGCGAGAGCUCAUGUUCAGACUCGCAUUGCAAGGCAAUAACACGGACGUCGUGGCGCAGUCAGUCCUUCUUACACAGAGAGGGACCGAGGUCGUCUACACAUCCGACUUCUUCUUUCUGGGUUUAGCACUACUGCUAAUCGGCCUGGCUUCUAUUUCUGUUAUGCCACUCCUGAUGUACUGGUGGCGUCUCGGGCGGGACGUUUCAUUGUCACCGAUCGAGAUUGCGAGGGCGUUUAGCGCGCCAGAGCUCAUGGACUCAGGAUCCAACCUGGAUGCCAGUCGAUUGGUCAAAGAAAUCGGCACCAGGGAUGUUCGAUACGGUGUUGUGUCGUGCCAAAGUGCGGAUGGUUGGGAUCAAAUCACGUCGGAACUCGCUUUUGCUCCCUCUGAUGUGGUUCAAGCUCCGCAAAAAGGGGAACAGUACUAA
Fusarium sp. VM40 is the source of this 1713-nucleotide messenger RNA. The record is from the annotation of a GenBank genome assembly. Lineage: Eukaryota; Fungi; Ascomycota; Sordariomycetes; Hypocreales; Nectriaceae.